AUGUCAAGCAACACUACUGGCACGUCCGCUUCCUCUCACCAAGUGGUUGAAAAUGACUACUUCGGCUCCAACCCGCCUCCUAAGGCGCUUCCCAAACAUGUUGCCGCGGCCGAAUCCUUCAUAAAUCACCACGCAGCGGCUGGGAGACGUGUGGUCCUCGUCACUUCAGGCGGGACUACGGUGCCGCUAGAAAAGCACACCGUGCGCUUCAUCGACAACUUUAGCGCUGGCACGCGAGGCGCCACAUCCGCUGAGUAUUUCCUGGAGUCAGGAUACGCCGUUAUUUUCCUGCACAGGCAGUUCAGCCUCUUGCCCUACAGCCGACAUUACAGCCACUCGACGGAUUGUUUCUUGGACUUCUUGCACGAAAAUCCAGACGGUAGUGUCGUGGCGAACCCGUCCCAUCAGGAUAAGAUGCUGCGCGUAUUGCGAGAGUACAACGCUGCGAAGCGGCAAAACCUCCUGUUGAUGCUGCCGUUCGUCACCAUCACCGACUACCUGCACGAGUUGCGCGCGGUGGCGCAGUUGAUGCGGCCCCUAGGGCCCAAUGGCCUGCUGUACCUCGCCGCCGCCGUGAGCGAUUUCUUCGUCCCGGCCGAUCGCAUGUCGGAGCACAAAAUACAGAGCAUGGAUGUGACAGAAAUUCUGAAGCAACAAGGACCGACAACCCAGACGACGGAGCCGCGGGAGGUACAGCAAGAGGAAGAGACGUUUGACAACUUCGACUCGUCGCCCGCCGUACCGCGGAGCAAGCGCCUCAUCGUCGACCUGGACCCCGUUCCCAAGUUCCUGAAGAAUCUCGUGGAUGGCUGGGCCCCCGAGGGCAUGAUCGUCUCCUUCAAACUGGAGACGGACCCGGCCAUCCUAGUCUACAAGGCCAAGUACUCGCUCGAAAGAUACCAGCACCACCUCGUAAUCGGCAACCUUCUGUCGACACGCAAGUGGGAAGUCGUGUUCGUGGCGCCCGGGCACAAGGACAGGUGGAUCCGUGUCCCCAUCAGUCGGCGCAAGAAGACGCUAAGCGGCGUCGAGGAGCUAGUUGGCGCGGCGGACCGGGACUCGACCAGCGAAGCGGAUAAACCGCUGGACCCGGCGACACUACCGGAGGGCGAGCCAGAGAUCGAGAUCGAGAGUCUGAUUAUACCUGCCGUUGAGGAGUUGCAUUCGAAACAUAUCGAGGUCGCCUCCUCGAAGAAAUAG
Messenger RNA from Durotheca rogersii, 1200 nucleotides. Its product is annotated as DFP-domain-containing protein. The coding region runs from base 1 to 1200 and encodes 399 amino acids. The transcript has a single exon. NCBI's taxonomy places the organism in Eukaryota, Fungi, Ascomycota, Sordariomycetes, Xylariales, Xylariaceae. Gene Ontology annotation, biological process: coenzyme A biosynthetic process. The record is from RefSeq and is a predicted model, not a curated record. Gene Ontology annotation, molecular function: phosphopantothenate--cysteine ligase activity. Gene Ontology annotation, cellular component: nucleus; cytoplasm.